Diorhabda sublineata is the source of this 850-nucleotide messenger RNA. It is a transcript of the gene Eaf6, whose product is annotated as chromatin modification-related protein MEAF6. NCBI's taxonomy places the organism in Eukaryota, Metazoa, Arthropoda, Insecta, Coleoptera, Chrysomelidae. Gene Ontology annotation, cellular component: NuA4 histone acetyltransferase complex. The record is from RefSeq and is a predicted model, not a curated record. The transcript is spliced from 4 exons. The coding region runs from base 46 to 600 and encodes 184 amino acids.
AAUUGACAUAAAUGACACUAAUGACAGUUCAAUAUUCAUUUCAAGAUGUCUAAUAAAAGUUCUAUUGAUGCAAGACAAGAAUUAGCAGAAUUAGUAAAAAGGAAAGCUGAAAUAGGGGAAACUCUUGCUAAUUUAGAAAAACAGAUAUAUGCUUUCGAAGGUUCGUAUUUAGAAGAUACUCAAUUAUAUGGAAAUAUAAUACGCGGUUGGGAUAGAUAUCUUUCAAGCAAUAAAACGACAAAUUCCAAAGCUGAUAAACGUAAUAGGAAGUUUAAGGAAGCGGAACGUUUAUUUUCAAAAUCGUCUAUAACUUCAAUGGCUGCCGUUAGUGGAAUCGUGGAUCAAAAUUCCGAUAAAAUGGACAGACAAAGCGAAACAGAUUCUCUAACAAAUGAAGAUUCCAGUGAUACCAACAUGGCGAUGAUUACCAAUCACGUAGAUUCGGGGAUAAAAACCGCUGGUAAACAAUCUACUUUCUCUUCAAAUGGCGCCCAGAAUGGUUUAGACAGAGGUAGUCCCUUACCUGACGUCGUGGCAAAGCAAAAAAAUUUCAUAGCUAAUGCCAAGAAAAAUAAUAAUAAGAAAGCUCGACAUAGAUAACAUAAUGGAAAACCGAACGUCGGAAUGGAAUGAAAAAUAAAGAAAAAUACGUUGUAGUUUUUAUUUAAACACAUUCCAAAUAUAGAUUGAUAUUUAUUUAUUAUUUCGCUUAUAGUUUAUAAUAAAUUAUUGCAACAAAAAUACAAACCUGGAUGAGAAUCCUUAGCAAAACCCAUAACUAACUUAACCAUAUGUCUAAAUUAAUUUCUGAAUUAUUAAAAACUUUGAAUGAAAAGUGUGUUCAUUCAAA